Molecule: messenger RNA, 3734 nt
Organism: Diachasma alloeum
Lineage: Eukaryota; Metazoa; Arthropoda; Insecta; Hymenoptera; Braconidae
Product: zinc finger matrin-type protein CG9776
Exons: 9
Coding region: 155-3544 (1129 amino acids)
Biological process (GO): positive regulation of DNA-templated transcription; negative regulation of DNA-templated transcription
Cellular component (GO): nucleoplasm
Molecular function (GO): zinc ion binding; nucleic acid binding
Source: RefSeq, a predicted model, not a curated record
AUGCCACUGUUUUCCCGUCAGUUUCCGGUCCAAACAAUUUCCACAGCGGAGAAAAAAAAUCGUAGAGAAGUAGAAACACCUCGACGUACUCAACCCUCUCCAAAUUAUUUUAAUCGGAGGUUGUCACCCAUCGAGGCGUCCGGGUGAGUGCUAAAUGGAUCAGGAAACCAGGAGGAAGGGGCCCCGGAGCCCCAGUGCUGACUCUGAUGACUCUUCACACCGAAGGAGAUCGAGGAAGUACGACAGGGACAGAUCGCCGUCCCCCAGGAGGAUGAGGUACAGAAGGUCCAGGUCGAGGGAGAGGAGGUCUGGCUCCAGGGAGAGGAGGCGAAAGGAGUCCAGGUCUCAGGAUUGGAACAAAUCCAAUCCUCAGGCGACUGCUCAACCCACUACGACAGCCAGUGGUAAUAGUGCCUAUGUUCCACCGGUUCAUAAUCAGUAUCAGGCACCGCCGCCCCCAAAUCCAGCGCAGCCCCCGCCGCAGCCGAUUCCACCUUACAACCAAGCCUAUGGAAAUUAUAACUACACCUAUAACCAGGGAUAUGACUACGCCUAUCAGCAGGCAGCUGGCUACCGUAGUGAUUAUCCGCCCCCUAAUUGGCAGGGGGGACAGGUGGGUUACAAUAAUCAGCCAGCGCCUUCUUCGUCGCUCCCACCACCCAGCGAAACUUCAAGAACUGUCGAGCCAGCACCUCCAGGACUUGCUGCACCUGUACCAAGACCUGAGGAUGUCAAGAAAGAAGCUAUUCAAGCUGAAGUUAAGCAGCAGAGAGCGACGUUGGUGAAGCAGCGUGACGGUUAUGUGAAGAAAUCGACGACUCUCCAAAGGGAAUUGGAAAUUCUGCGUCAGCAGUGCGAUGAGAUUGGAAAAGAGAGUGGACGUGAGAAUAACAGGAUUGUGAAGGAGAAUCAAAAGCUGCAGGUGGAGAUUCAGAAUAAAAUGAGAUCGAUUCACAACGUGAUCGACAUGUUGACUGGGAUAAUCGGGGAUGAGGCGACUGUUGACGAUCUCAAAACGAAAUUCAAGGUUGAGGCACCGAAAAAACUGUCUCGCAGUCCCAAAGAGGAUUUCCCAAAGGCCAAUCCACCGGAUACACCUGAGAAAUCAUCGGCUUCGGAGAAUGAGAAAGAAAUCAAGAAUGAUAGGGACAGAAAAAUGACGAGGAAUGUCGAGGAGGAUUCUAAACCCAUGUAUAAUUUUGUUCACUAUGAUCCUGAAAUGCAUUGGUGCAAGAUCUGCGAUAUUUUUCCAAAGACAGCCAAGGAGUAUUUGAAUCAUCUCCAUUCGGCUGAACACAAGGAAACCUGUUUGGAGCGUAAGAUCGUCGAUAUGCCAUGGCAUGAGAAGAAUGGAGAGGGAACUGAAAGGGAAGUGCCGUAUUACCCUGGCCUGCCUACUAAAAGGACACCAAUCAAAGGACUGCAAUUCUUCAGUGCUGCAACAGCCUGGUAUUGCAAACUCUGUGACUCGUGGAUCGGCGAUCUUCACUGCGCCAGUCUUCACUUGAAGUCGAAACGACAUUCGGAGAAUUAUUCGCGAUUCGUCGAGCAAAGUCCUCACUGGGAGACAGACUGGAUGGCGGACCGUGAGAAGGCCUUUUCGGACGAGCGCCAGAAGCAGAUGCAGCUCGAGCUCCAAAAGCAAAAGGAGGACGAGCCCCCGCCGCUGCCGCCGCCGAAGCCCAAGAAAUCGAAAAAGUCCAAGAAGAAUAAAAAAAAAUCCCGAAAGCGAAAAAACAAAAGUAGCAACAGCGAAAGUUCAAGUGACUCCGAGAACACAGAAAGCGACUCUGACCAAGACAUGUCCAAGAGCAUUCGCGUGGCAAUGCGAAACAAGAUGAAGGCAUCGACCCAGGCAAUUCUCAACGAGGAGAUAGACUACCACGGGAUCAAGCUGAAGGGCCACUGGAGUCACGUUCCCCAGAGUAAAUCGGACAGUCACUCCCAGGAGAACGACGACCGCCAGCUCCUGAACUCAAUCCGCGAAAAACUGAAAGCAAAGCAAGAGGAGGAGAUGAAGCAGAAGAACGAACGACGCACGAUCCAAGAGCAGCCGACGCCGGAAGUCGAGCCCGAGAAGACCUACCCCACGAAGCCAGAGCCUCCCCUGGAGGCUUGGGGCCCAAAAGAGCCGCCGAAGCCCUUCUGGAUAAAAAAAGACGAGGAAAAGACCCCAAAGUCCACGGACAUUCAAAAAUCCGAGGACAUGCCGAAGCCCCACAUGGGGUUUUGGACGAAACAGCAGGUGAACAUGUCUGUAAAACCCCCAGAGAAACCCGAAAAGGAAGAGGAGCGAGAGCGCGACCGUUACCGAGACGACCGUGACAGAAAAUACGACAGACGCGAUGACAAGUACCACAGCCGGUACGACAGAUACGACAGACGCCGAGACAGAGAUCGUGACUACUACGACGACAGAAGAAAGGAGAGACGAGGUGACGACAGUCCGAGACGAGAGAGAAACUGGCGAGAGAGCCCAAAACGCAACUACGACAAGUACAAAGAGAGGAGGGACGAGGAGUCCACUGAGGAGUCAAAAUUUGAGAAGAAAACCAACGAAUCGGCUAAACAAAAAAAAAGCUCGGCGCCUUUAAAAAAAACCCCAGCGCCAGCGCCAAGCAAGGGCAAGCUCCCUUUCAUUGGUAGACUACCACUCUUUAAAAAAAAGAACGAGGAGGUGAAGACGAUGGAGAGAGACAUUGCACCGUUGCCUUACGUGCAGAGUAAAUUCGAGGACACACCGCAGGUGCCUUCUGAGAUAAUAAAUCCACCUGGUGUGGUGCACAUUACAAAAUUGGCAACACCUGUUGCGCUUAAUAACAUUCCUGCGAAGAGUCAGCCCAUGAAGAUUCUGGUGGCUCCACCGCCACCGGUGUUGAAUACCUCGUCAGCGCCGAAGAAUUCAGCGUCUGUUGUGACGCAAGUCGUUGAUAUGGAGAUCGAGGAUCAGUCUGAGGAGACGAUAAUUGAGGAGAGCAUUGUGGAGAAUUCGAAGGGCAGUGGGCUAGCGCAUGUUGAGAAGGCGUUUGCAGCUGGACAGAAUGAUGUGACGACUCCUGUUGUCUUCAGCACGACACAACCACCCCCUUUCAUCCCAACGAAUCCCUCGCAUUUCGCCCAGAACGCUCCGAGAUUUUCAGUGAGACCUCCAACUGUUGCCUAUUCUCAUCCUCCACCUGUUCAGACCCCCUACGCACCCAUGGCCAUGCCCACGGUGGAGAACGUUCAUCCUGACGCUGUGGAGACACCGGAGGUCGGGAAAACCGCUGCUGAUCCCAGUCAACCACUACCUGAAGACCUGCAAGAAGCUCUCAACAUCAUUUUCCCGAAGGACAAUGCGGACGCCAAGGACGACAGUCAGGUUGAGCAUAAUGUCAUGUAUGGAUCCAUGUAUGACAGUAUGCUGGGGUGUGUUGGGUAUGGGCCGGAGUACAUGGAUCAACCACCACCCGAGAUAACUCAAGCUGAUGUCGAACCCGAUGGACAACCUGGACCCGAUGAUCUCAGAAUGCUCGGUAUUGACGAGGGUGAUACUAUUCUGUAAUUAAUACUUUGAAUGUGGGCGGGAGGGGGGUCUUGUGAAAUAGUUUUUACGUGGUCAUUGAUUUUCAAGGUGAAAUUUAUGGUUUUAUCUUGUGAGGUGUCUCUGUUCGCGAGGAAAGUUUUUAUUUGUUACAUUUUAGUGUUUACUCUGGAGGAUAACUGUAGGUAAUAAAGAGUGUCGAUGCAAGAGG